CAUACUCGACAGGCGUAUUAUAGUGUUAGAUAAUAGUGGUACGUAGUGAAAUGAAUGGAUUUAUCACUCUGGUCUUUUCAAUUUUCAUUUUCUUCAAAGAUGGAUAUACAGCGAAUGCUAUCAACCCACCAAAAGAAUGUUCUUUAAAAAUUACCGGUUGGAAAAUGUCUGAUCCUGAUGACGCAUGUUACUUUUUCGAAUGUGAUGGGAGAUUUUGGCAACAUCGUUUGUGUCUCAAUGGAUUCGGUGGAGUACCUAAAAACGCCCGCAAGCAGUAUGCUAAAAACUUCAUGACGAAGAUGAAUCUAUGCAGAAAAUAUGAACACAGCUGUAUUUCCACAAUUCAAAAUAUUAAAAAUCCAGAAACAAGGGCGUCAUAUACCCCAAGACCGUUGCCGCUCUGUAGACCUGAAUCUGAGCGUUGUGAUGUAAAAGAACAGUGUUGUGAUAUAGAUGGCGAAAGUGCGCAAUGCUUUGAGAAUAAGUGCACGUCACCAGAAAAUUUGCAAUGUGCUAAUAUUGGAGAAGGAUGCAAUGGGAAACAUGCUACAAAUCAAGGAUGUUGUUCAAAUGACCCAAAAGAUCCAAACAUCAGGCUUUUUUUAAAGUGUGAUGCAAAUGAACAAUGUUGUGGCCUAGAAAGACAACCGUGUACUGAGGGUGGACAGUGCUGUAAAGACCAAAACCUGAUAUGUGAAAAUGGAAAAUGCUCGAGAAUAGAUUGCCCAUACCCGAUUGCAUCUCCAAAUUGUGGUAUUACCUCAAGGAGUGCAAAUAAUGACAAUGGAAGAUUCAAAGUGGGAGAAAGGGUGUAUUUCAAUUCAGAUCCUUGUUAUUCAUUGGAUAUAAGUGAUGGAAGUGGAGAAUUCGUUGAGUGUAUGCCAGAUGGGACAGUCAAUCCCAAAAUGCCAAGAUGUAAACAAAAGGUGUGCGACGAAGUGGAGGCGCCAGUCAAUGGAGAGCGUGAUCCUAGUCGUGGACCCGACGUCUGUGGAAGUUUUAUCGGGUUUGAUUGUGAUAGUGGAUAUGAGUUGAAGGGCGCUGAAGAAAUUCAAUGCACAGAGGAUGGUUGGACUGAUAUUCCACCUGUCUGUGAAGAGCCUGAAGAUGAAGAAUGCGCAGAUUUGCAUGGGCAAUGUCAUCGUGGAGAAAACACUGGAAAUGGUGCACUGCCAUGUUGCGAAGCCAACGAUCUAAAAUGUUCCAGGGCAUCAACCUGUUGUAGAAACAGGGGCGGGGUCUGCUCUGAUGAUACUGAAUGCUGUAUUGGUUUGAUCUGUACCGCUCAAAAGGAAUGUGAACCUCCGAUCUCCAUCAUAUGUAAAGAACCAGUCGAUAUCGUAUUCGCAGUUGACACAUCGUGCUCCAUUGUCCCGAUAGACAAGGAGAACAUUCGAACAUUUAUGACAGAAAUGGCCAGAGCAUUUGAACUUUCAACAGACCCUAAUCGUGGAGUACAAAUGGGUGCAUUGACAUUUAACGCAGAAACGACGCCCGUGACUUACUUAAAUGAUGCGAGCGAUCCUGAAAAAGUAAUAACUAAAAUUGAACACAUGGAACUGAAUCUUGCAAAUGAUAAACUUUGCAGAACUUCAACAUUUGAUGCGUUAAAAAUGACAGAAACAGAAUUUUUCAGUGUUGAAAAAGGAGAUCGCCCAAACGUAAAGAACAUAGUCGUACUGUUAUCAGAUGGCGCCACAAAACCAGAUAAUAAACAACCAAGGACAUUUCAGUACUCAGAUGAUCUACGGGAAAAGGCAGAAAUCAUUGUUGUUGCAUUACCACAAGGAUGUGAUCCAAAGAAGAACAAAUCCAAAUGUUCCCCAAAACUAGUAGGCUGGGUAGAGUGGAAUUACAUUGCAGGCGGGGAAAGAAAUGUGUUCAGUGCGAACUUUACGGCGCUGAGAACAGUAGUUGAACAUCUCGGAACACGUGUGUGUGGAAGAAAUAGCUUCACAAUAAAUUAAUAAUUAAUUAAACCAUUAUAUUAGGGUUCUUGUGGAAGAUAACAAUAACAAUGAAUAAUACAAUUUAUUGAAAUAUGUGUAGCCUACAUAAGUUUUUAUUAUUUCCAAAG
This is a messenger RNA of Owenia fusiformis, 2077 nucleotides long. The record is from the annotation of a GenBank genome assembly. NCBI's taxonomy places the organism in Eukaryota, Metazoa, Annelida, Polychaeta, Sabellida, Oweniidae.